Heterocephalus glaber (naked mole-rat) is the source of this 2626-nucleotide messenger RNA. It is a transcript of the gene Slc35b3, whose product is annotated as solute carrier family 35 member B3. Gene Ontology annotation, biological process: 3'-phosphoadenosine 5'-phosphosulfate transport; transmembrane transport. Gene Ontology annotation, molecular function: 3'-phosphoadenosine 5'-phosphosulfate transmembrane transporter activity. Gene Ontology annotation, cellular component: Golgi membrane; endoplasmic reticulum membrane. The record is from RefSeq and is a predicted model, not a curated record. NCBI's taxonomy places the organism in Eukaryota, Metazoa, Chordata, Mammalia, Rodentia, Bathyergidae.
GCGGGGCAGCGCGCCUGCGCACGCGCGUCGGGACACAUAAGCGGAAGUGGCGCGCGGUCCCCGGCAAUGCGAGCACCUUCCGGUGCAGCGACUGCAGCUGUGGAAAGUGCAGGAGUAAGAGAAGAGGAAGAGGCAGAGGAAGAGGAGAACUUGGCUCAGCUAGCAAAAGAAAGACUGAACAAAAAAGAAGAAACCAACAAAGAUAACUUUGGAAGCCCUGAAUGCAGCAAAAUAAGAGCAAUGGAUCUCAAGUUCAACAACUCCAGGAAAUAUAUCUCUAUCAGUGUGCCAUCCAAAACCCAAACAAUGUCACCACACAUCAAGUCAAUUGAUGACAUUGUAGUACUUGGCGUAAAUCUCAGCAAAUUUAACAAACUUACUCAAUUUUUCAUAUGUGUUGCUGGAGUUUUUGUAUUUUACCUAAUUUAUGGAUAUUUACAGGAAUUAAUAUUUUCAAUGGAAGGUUUUAAGCCCUAUGGCUGGUACCUUACUUUAGUGCAGUUUGCAUUUUACUCCAUAUUUGGCCUAAUAGAACUUCAACUUAUUCAGGACAAAAGGAGAAGAAUACCAGGAAAAACCUACAUGACAAUAGCUUUUCUAACUGUGGGUACUAUGGGGCUAUCAAACACUUCCUUGGGCUACCUGAAUUACCCUACCCAAGUCAUCUUCAAGUGCUGCAAACUGAUUCCUGUUAUGGUAGGAGGAGUUUUUAUCCAAGGAAAGCGGUAUAAUAUUGUAGACGUGACUGCUGCGGUUUGUAUGAGUCUUGGCCUGAUCUGGUUCACUCUUGCUGACAGCACAGUUGCACCAAACUUCGACCUGACAGGUGUGAUGCUUAUUUCCCUGGCACUGUGUGCAGAUGCUGUCAUUGGAAAUGUACAAGAGAAAGCUAUGAAACUGCAUAACGCUUCUAAUUCCGAAAUGGUUUUGUACUCAUAUUCAAUCGGUUUCGUGUACAUUUUAUUGGGAUUGACAUGCACUAGUGGAUUAGGCCCUGCAGUGACAUUUUGUUCAAAGAAUCCAAUUCGGACCUACGGUUACGCAUUCCUUUUUUCCCUCACUGGGUACUUUGGAAUCUCUUUUGUCCUGGCAUUGAUAAAAAUUUUUGGUGCACUUCUUGCUGUAACAGUGACAACAGGAAGAAAAGCAAUGACCAUUGUUCUUUCAUUUAUAUUCUUUGCUAAACCUUUCACAUUUCAGUCUUCUGUCUGGGAAAUGUUUAUAAUUUGCCAUCUUGAGCUUACUGUUUUCGAUAUUUAAAGUGCGUAACCAGAAUGAUGUUUCCAAUAGGAAUAAAUGUAUGUGUGGGCUGGCUUGUUAGUUGUCCUUGGCAUAUUUCUCAAUGUGUAUAGCAAGAAUAUGGAUAAAAUAAGACUGCCGUCACCGUUUGAUCUGAUAAACAAGGCAGCAGAAUCGAGAAAGGCAAGGACGUUGGCACAAACGGUGUAAGCACUGAUUUGUCCUCUUUAAAAAAUAAUAAAUUUUAAGGGAAAAAUCUUUCAUUGAUUAACUUUUCAAAAGAGUGUGAUCCAAACCAAGGGACCUGAAGGCGUGCUGUCCAUUUGUGGCUGGAUUACAUGUGAAGUGGUUUUGUGCCAUCAGCCUUUCUUCAGAGCACUUGUUUUACUCUUUGGCUUUGAAAGCACUCGAGAGCUGCAUCUAGCAUAGCUGCUAGUAAACGUCAACGUGAAAGGUCCUAGCAGCUUCCUGAGAAUUUCACUAACAGUGGACCAUGUUACAAGACCAGUUGGAUGUCAGUAUGACAUAUCAAAGAUGCUGAUAUGCAACAACACAUUGUUUUAUCUUCAUUCCAUUUUGGUGGUGUUAUUUACAUUGAUUCUCUGUUAUAAGAGCAAGUUGAUGAUUGAAGUCUGGAGAGAAGAAUAUUCAUUAUAAAUAAAAUUAUCCUGUGAUAUUUUUAAAGAAUGUGUUAAUAGAAUUGUAUUAUAGAGGGAGGUGGACAUUGGAGUAAGCUUAAUAUGUGCUUUAAAACUUAAGUUUUGUUCUCAUAAUAGGAAAAUAUUCUGGGAAAAAUACAGCUUAAGUUUUAUGUAGAGUGUACGCACGACAGUAAAAGCCAUUACUGUCUUGCACCAAGUAAGUGGACAUCACAAGAAUAAUUUGCUACUGAUUACAGAAGAAGUACUGAAAGGGUAAUGAUUUGGAUUUUUCUAAUUGAAGAGAAAGUAAUUGAUGCCUUAAAUUAUUAUCAAAUAAUACCCUAGUUUUUCUUACAAAAGUGAAAUUCAGUUUGGAAGUUUGAAGAUGAAGUAGGAUAAACUUAACAAGAGAUUUAUUUAGACAAUAUUUUCUCUCGAUCCAUUCAGGCUGUUACAGUAAAAUACCAUAAACUGGAUACUUUACAACCAUUUUUUUCUCAUGGUUCUGGAUGCUAGGAAGUCUAAGAUGAGGGUGCUGGCCAGGGUGGGAACUGACGAGCAUUGCUUGCUGUGUCCUCAUGUGCUGGGUCCUAACCCCAUUCAGGAGAGUUUUACCUCAUCAUCUCGCAGAGGCCACCCGCUAAUACUGUCACCCACAGAUGAAUGGCGAGGGAGGAUACACAUUCAGACCAUAGCAAAACUGCUUAUGUAGUUUUCAGUCUAAACUGGUAAAGAUUUAAAACCUC